This is a messenger RNA of Lymnaea stagnalis (great pond snail), 10720 nucleotides long. Lineage: Eukaryota; Metazoa; Mollusca; Gastropoda; Lymnaeidae. The record is from the annotation of a GenBank genome assembly.
GAUUAUUAUUAAACAUCAUCGCAACUGGGAGUGAUGAAAUAUUUAGUAAUGAUUAGUUUAGAAAGGAAUCGUUUUUAUCGUGGAAGGACUAAAUUUCAGAAAGUUAACGCAUUUUUAAAAAAAAAGUCAGGCUCUUUUUAGCAUGAGCCGUAAGGAAUUUUAAUGUUUCCUUUAAAUUGAAACGAUUCACUAUCAUUCACUGCGUUGACUGAAAUUGAGAAACCAAAACGAAAACAGUCCACGGCAGUUGAUGUAAAUGUAGGGCUACAUUUAAAUAAAUAGUUUCAAUUUCUUUCUAGUAAUGUAAAGUAAAGUCAUACUAUGUAAUUAUGUAAUGAGUAAUGUAAGUUAUGUUCUCUAAUUCUCAGUCAUUAUUAAAUUAUUGCAAACUUAACUGUCUCAUAUGGUCAAUUCAAAAAAAAUAACAGUAACAGGCAUAAUUACAUUUAUUAGUAUUUCCGGUACAUUUUUAACUAAUUACAUAAUAAUUUUGUUUAGUAAUUAUAAUUAUAUUAUUAUUAUACUUAUGCAUUUGAAUCAUUUUUUUCCGUUUUGCUCAUUAGUUUUAUCAUUCAUUACACUUCAUUGUAAUUUAUUAUCAUUUUUUCAAGAUGAUGUUUAAAUUUCAUUGGGAGAUAAUUAAAUUCAUGAUUCAUGACUUUUCAUGUGUUUCUAUUUUUUUUUUCCUUUGUUUUUUUUUUUAAAGCCACUCUCUUCUCAUUCUUAACUAAAACUCUUAAACUUUAACGUUAACACCCACGUCCCGACCAGGGCAAAAACCACAACAAACAUUAAUACAAUCCAACUCCAACACUAAAAGAACUUGAUCAUUAUGAAUAACUAAUAAUCAGGCUGCUUAUUCAAUAAAGGAAAGGAUGAUAGGGACACAGAAUUUCAACGUUCGCUUUCUUCUGGUUUAUGGUUCAGCAACAGGACAAGCACAAGCCAUUGCCGAAGAAAUUGCUGAAAAAUCUCUCAGUUUUGGCUUAAAAGCUGAUUUACAUAGCUUGGAAGAAACAGGAACAGGAGUAAGAAUUGAAUCAGUAGUCAGUAGAAAGAGUGGACAUACACAUGAUUUAGAAUAAAACCUUGUUCAAUUUUUUAACAUCUAGUCUAAGAUGUUAUAAAUGUUUUUAAUAUUCACACCAUUUGUCUACAUAAUAAAAAUUGUUUUUUGUAUUUUAGAAUAAAAUAACAUUUAAUUUUUUUGUCUGCAGUUCAAUCUUGAAAGUGAGACGUGUGUGGUAAUUAUAACAUCAACAACUGGGGAUGGCAAUCCUCCUGCUAAUGCAGAGAAGUUUGUGCGAAGGAUAAAGAAGAAAACAUUGUCACAUGACUACUUGCAAUCCUUAAACUAUGCAAUAUUAGGUAAAGGAUGAAAUUUAUAUAGGCCAAAUGAUGAACAUAUCUUAUAAAAUAAAGUUUAAAUUUCAAUAAAUUUUUAUUGGUUUUCCAUUAUUGUAUAUCAAUAUAAAGCAUUAAUCUAUAUAGCGUCAUCAAAAUUUAUUUAUAUUUUAAAAUAACCUUUUUCCAGGGUUGGGAGACACAAAUUACUCCAAUUUCUGUCGCUGUGCCAAAGAUAUUGAUGCACGAUUAGAGGAAUUAGGAGCAAAAAGAUUCUAUUCAACUGGACAUGCUGACGACGGAGUAGGGUAAAUAUGAUAUAUUUUAUCAAACCCAUAUACAUUUUUAGAUUGAUCAUUCUGAUUCUUUAUCUUUGCACUCAAUUUUGUAUGUUCACUUGUACUAUUGGGAGUUUAAAAAAUGCUUUUCCCAAGUUAGUCACAAGUUAAUGAUUAUGUUAAUGCUACUUCUACAUAUAGGGGAAAACUGCUCACCUACAUAGACAAUAAACACCAAGUGAACUCCUGUUCUGCAUUGUGUUGUCCGCAUGGUUCAUGUUUUGACCUUUCCCUAGGAGUUCACCCUUAUUACAUGCUUAAAAUAGUUCAAAAAUUUUUUAUUAAUAAAGCUCCUUAAUGUCAAAACAAAGUGUCUUGCUACGACUAAAGUAAAAUGUUGAUAGGAGGAGCCAUUUUGAUAUAAUGAAAAAGCAUCCUAUUGCAUUAGUACAUUUGUAGGUCUCACUAUCCAUAUUAAUAAUUACAAAGGACAACAGAUAGUUUGGUUUGUCAAUCGGAUCUGAUAUUACAUAUUCUUGCAACCAAUGAUAAAACUUAUUAACUGUUGUUGACAGACUUGAAGUUGUUGCAGAGCCUUGGCUUGAAGGCUUGUAUCCAGCUCUACAGAAGUUUCUAGGGAUCAACCAGACAAUGGAAGCUUCCCUGACUGAAGUUGUUCAUAGUUUAACUCUCUCUGAAAAUGAGGAGUCAAAGUUAUCCCCAAACAUUAAUGUCAACUUAAAAACAACAUCAAAGGUAGAUUCCGGUACAUCUUCAAGCUUUGAUAAUGUCUCCAGUGACUCUGACAGAGUUUUGCCACAAAAUAUCUGUAGCAGCUUAAGUAUUACUGAUUCAGCUGUGAAAGAAGAUGGGGAUGACCAUCACUGUGUGUCAGAGAUAAAUAUCUCAAGUGAGCCAUUUGAUGUGCCAUCACUUCAGAUAAAUGGAGAAAAUAAACAGUUUUUUAAUGGAGUUGGACAUUGGCCAAAAAACAGCUUACUCAAUAACACAAAGCAACAAAACUGUGAAUGGAAAGAUACACCAUGUGUGCCGGUUUCAUGUACAAAACAUUCAGAGGACUUACCUCCCUUACUUACAAAGCCUCAAACCUCUUUAUCAGAAAAAGAUCUGACAAUACCAUUGUUACCUCCACCUUACUUGGGUCUUACCUUCUGUAACGACAGUAUUGAGGUAAUUUAUUAUUUUCAUUUUUUACUAAACUCUACUCAGUUUAUUACUUUUGUUUUCACUGAUAUAGAUAUAAUAAUUUUAAUAUUUGGGAAAAUUACCGUUUCUCUUUGCUAGUUUAAGCAGCAAAAAUUUUCAGAAGACAAGUAAUUAAUGUAUGCAUUAAAAUACUAAGAUCCGACGUUUUCUUGAAGUUUUUUGUAUAAAAAUGUAAUUUCAUGUCAUUAGAAAAAUGUCCAUUUUAUUAAAUCAAUAUAAUCAGCUGUAUCCAAAAUGACUUACAUAUCACUGAAGGAUAUCUGGUUUUAGUUAGGACUGCUGCAUUGAAAUACUGAUGCUGUAUAAUGUUUGUUCCAACGAUAUUCUUUGCAGACUUCCUCCCUCAAUUAUCAGAAUGGAUGCAAACUCCCCUGUGCAGCAUCAGAAGUCUUCAAUGUAACUUUAUCAUCUGCUAAAGUGCUCACAACCCAAGAUUCAGUAAAGAAAACUUUAUUACUUCAAUUAAAUACUGAGGUUAGUAUUCUAGUUACAUUAAAUUAUUUUUUUAAAAAGCAUUUUAUUAAUUAUUCCACCACUUGUAACUUAACUGAUAAGACAACAGCUGUUUUACCUGAAAGUAAUGUGUUUUAAUCUUGUUGCCAUGUCCGCUGCUGUUUUUUGUUUAAUUAUUAGCAUUUAUCUACUCCCAGAGCAUCGCUGUCAAACUUGAUCAAUGCUAUGUUAUAACCUCUCUAUUUCCCCUUAGCUGGGGAUGGCCCAGGGUGAAUUCAAACCAAACACCUCAUGGUAGAGGGGGCAAGCAAUUUUACCAAUGUGGCACAUGAACAUCAUUUCAAAUUCAAUAAUUCAAUUAUUUUUACUAUUUUUUUUCUGUUUUCCGCAUUCAAAGACAUCAAAUAUAUAAAUAUUUGAACUGCAAUUAUAUUUUUGAAAAAUUAGUUAUUAUUUUUUAUAGCUUGUUAAAUUAUACUUCCCUGACUGAUUCCCCUCCUCUGACCGAUAAACGAUCUAGCUGGCUUCCGUCCAUGGUUUGCCUUGUAUAAGUUAUGUGAUUGGGUGGGUGAAUAUACAUUGCUGUAUACAUAAAUGUAUUUUAUUUUAAUGUCAUGAUUAUGUCUCUUUUGAUAAAAAAUUUUAUGUACAGCGCGGUGAGCCCAGCCCUAGGCUGGGGUACCGUGCUAUAUAAGACCUCUUAUUAUUAUUAUUUUUAUUAAUGAGCAAAAACUUAAAAGAAAAAGAAACAUCUGAUGAUUAGACUAAUGUUAGUUGCAUUCAGAUAAAUAAUGCACUCUUAUUUUAAGAAGUUCUUUAAAAAUGUGCUCAUUAUAAUAUGUAAAAGUACCUUCUUUUUGCAAUAAAAAUUUAAUUUUCUCCCUUAGAGCUCCAGUUUUGAGUUUAGUCCUGGUGAUUCUAUAUCUGUUCUCUGUGCCAACAACACAAGUGAAGUUUGUCUUCUCUUAGAGAGGUAAAUAUACAAAUAUAAAGGGUACUGGCUGUGCAAUCAUAAUUUUAUGGAAUGCAUCCACUUCACAAUGGUAUUGUUUUCUAAUGGAUCUAAGAAUGUGUAUCAAAAGUAAUGGCUCAAUAAGUUCUUGACAAUGGAAAGAAACACUGCCCUACAAAUCCAUGGAAUCAACACGGCUUGAAACAUGUAGAAAAUUCUUAAAUUUUUUGUUGUUGCAUGUUUGACAUAAACUCAAUGAAUAUUUAACUCUCCUUCAUUGUUUGUAUUAAUUACCGGGUAUUUAUUUUUAUAGACUCAAUGCUUUAAAUUGUGCUGACCAGACAGUUACGCUGGCUGUCCUUCCAGACACCCAGAAACGACGAGCUGCUGUUCCUGCUCAUAUACACAUUACUUCUACAUUAAGACACAUCUUCACAACAUGCCUGAAUAUUCGUGAAACUCCCAGUAAGGUGUGUCUUCAUAUCUUUAGUUACACAGUAUUGACGAUAUCCAUAGCCAUACUUCUUACAUUUAGUCAGCAUAUCAAACUGACAAUCUACUGUAAAUGCUUCCAAACUUCGAUGUUAGCAGUAGAUACAAGAACUAAGGAAGAUAAUUUGAAUUGUUUAUUAUAUGCGGUUAUUAUUUUUCAAAAUAGUAGAAGAAGGGGGUUGGAGCAUGAAGUAAUGUUGUUUUUUUAAAUAUGGAGUGCAUACAGAAAUGUGUAAAAUUGGCCUAGAUAUAAAUAAAUUAGUUAAAGAAUAUCUUGGAGGUAAAAAAAAAAAGAUAUGGUCUUAGUUGGUGUUAAUUAUCUUAGAAUUAAAAUAAUUGGACAUAGCCAGCAGUUGUGUGUUGUACCAGUGUAAUCUACUUGGAAUUAAGUUGUGUCUUAUGAUAUGAUUCAUUGUACCCAGGCACAUGUGCUCAUAUUUCAUUCAUAUCUGUAAUCUUAGGCUCUGGUCAGAAGUCUAAUAGAGUACACGACAAACCCUUGUCAGAUACGACGCAUGCAGGAGCUGUGUAGUAAAGAAGGAGCUGCUGAAUACACUGAUCAUAUCCGAGGCAAUCAGUUGUCUAUUCUAGAUUUCCUGUACGCAUUUCCAUCAUGCCAACCACCAGUGGAGCGACUCAUAGGUAUAUUAUUCUGAGCAUAAAAAUAUUCCCUUAAUAAUGUACCUAAAAUUUUAAACAUACAAAUUUGAUAAUCUUAUGAAGGAAAUGUUUCUCACUGAUGCUAGUUAGACAUCAUAAAUAAUCUAUUGGUGCAUAUUCAAUGACAUGGAUAAUUAUGAUUGAUUGCUUGUAUUUCUUGAUUUUUCUAGAACACCUACCAAGGCUACAGCCAAGGCCUUAUUCUAUAUGCAGGUAAGUUGUUUGCUCUGAUUGUAAUUGAGUUGAAUUUUUUUUUUUUUAAAUUUUGGUCACGCAAUUAAAUUUAUAACUGCAUUAUCUGGUGCCAGCUGAUGUUCAUUUAUAACAUUUUUUUGUCCUCCUCCUCUAUGGCCCUACAGUCCAACCCACACCACUCCAUGUUCUCCGUGUCAUCCUUAUCCUCAGCUAUCCCUUAUCCAAACAAUAUCCUCCUUUAACAAACAAAACAAUUGUCAGUGGUAAAUUAAUUGUACCAAAUUUUUCUUACAUGUCGUAAUAGGAAAUAAUAAAUUUCUGUCAGAGAAUUAAAUAUAUUAUUAUUAUAUUAUUUAUUUGGCUGUUUGGAAUCAUUAUUUAAAAAUCUUGAUUAUAAAUUGAAUACAAAAUAAUCAGAGUAAUGUUGAAUGCGUGCUCCCAUAGAGAUGCACUAACAGAGAACCCAACAGAUCUUCAGUGACUUUCUGUGAAUAAAUCCCUUUUUUUAAAUUACCAGCUGCCAUGCUUAAAAGAUCUUAUUUUUUUUAACUUUACCACAGCUGUCCACAAAGCCUCGACAUUGUAUUCAAUGUGGUGGAGAUUCCUGCUGACGUAAACAAAGGUCAUUACUAUCACCGACGGGGAAUCUGUACUGGUUGGCUAGAUGACAUUACUUCUGAACUGCAGUGUGGGAAUAUUGCUGAUCAAAUAAAGGCAAGAUUACUUUCUGUCAAGCCUAUAAAAAAUAUUUCCAACAUUCCUCUAUGGCCUGUAACCUUGGUAACACAUAUUUUUUUGCUUUUGGACAACUCCCUUUCACUACUGUAUUAUUUCUGCUACCGGCCAAAUUCUCAUUCUCUUUUGCUUACAGCUGAAACAUUCAUCUGACUGAUGUACUGUUUUUUUUUCGUUUCAAGCUUACACAUAUCCUGUUCUGUUAUUUCCUUCACACUGAUUGAAAAAAGUCCCUUACAUCUUAUUCUUUAUACCAUAUAACUUUUUAAAUUUCUUUUUCCACUUUAGUCUUCAUAUCUGACUCAUAUUGAACAUUAUCAAACAUGUUUUUUUUAAUCUAAGAUUUGAUUUUGCAGCUACCAAUUUUCUUACGGACAAACCAGCACUUCAGGCCACCAGAGAACUUAUCUCAUCCAAUCAUCAUGAUUGGCCCGGGCACUGGUGUGGCUCCUUUCAUUGGUUUCUUAGCACAGAGAAGUGCACAAAGAAAGCUACUUUCAUCUGGCAGUGCCUAUGGCACAACAAUGUUGUUUUUUGGCUGUAGGAAUAAAGACAAGGAUUUUAUAUUUAGGUGAGUUGCAUCCAAGGGGGUUACUUUUAAUAGACCCUUAGAAUGAGAAGUCCAUCGUUUUAGAUAAACCUUCCACAUCUAUGAAAGAUGUCAUAAUUUUCAACUUAAAAAAAUUUUAAUUGCACAGUUAUUAUUUGAAACAAAAUGGGAAAUCAACAUAAAGAAUUUCAAUAAAAAAGAAUUUCAAUUACGCUUAAGCUAAAUAAACAACAAUAGAGCAGGCUGGUUCGACAAUGAAUGCAGAGAGACUGUGGAAGAAAGAAACAAAGCACAAAUGAUCAUGUUACAAAGGGAAACCAGAAAGACAAUACAAACAUACAAGGAAGCCAUAAGGAAAGCAACGAAAAUGUGUAGGAAGAAAAAGAGGGAAUGGGGAAAAAGAUAAACUAAAGGAAAUAGAAGCUUUAUCAAGAGAGGGUAAUAUAAGAGGAAUUUACAUGAAGAUAAAAGAUGAAAAGAAUGGAUACCAAGACUGACCGCAAAUGUGUGAGAGCCACAAUGGAGAAUUAAUCAUGGAAAAUAGUAAAGAACUGGAGAGGUGGGCUGAAUAUUUUGAGGACAUACUGAAUGCAGACAAUAAACAAGAAGAAGAUUAUCAAUCCCCACAGGGAGGACCAGACCCGUUUAUACAAUGCCCAACCCUAGAAGAAACCAAACAGGUAAUUAAAUAUAUGAAAAAUCACAAAGCCCCCAGACAAGACCGUAUCACAGCAGAACUGAUUAAAUAUGGAGGAAAAGAGCUACACAAUCAGAUACAUAAACUUAUAACUAAAAUUUGGCAAGAAGAGAAAAUCCCAACAGAGUGGGAAACAGCAUUAAUAACCCCAAUUCACAAGAAAGGCUCCAAACUUCAGUACACAAACUUCAGAGGAAUCUCCCUAUUAAAUGUUACAUACAAAAUACUGAUGAAGCUUAUUGCCAAAAGACUACAACCUUACACUGAAGAAAUACUAGGUGAUUACCAAUGUGGAUUCAGGCCUAACAGAUCAACGACUGAUCAGAUUUGCACCAUCAGAUGCCUAUUAAAGAAAUGCUAUGAAUACAACAUACCAGUACAUCAACUCUAUGUGGACUAUCAAAUGGCCUAUGACAGCAUCAAAAGAAACUAUCUAUAUGAGACUCUGCAGGAGUUUGGGAUACCCAACAAACUGACAAGACUAAUACAUGUAACACUAGACAACUCAAAAAGCAAAAUCAAGAUUCAAGGAGAAUAUUCAAGGGAAUUUCAUAUUAGAAGAGGCCUAAGACAGGGAGACUCACUGUCUUGUAUGCUCUUUAACCUAACAUUAGAGAGAGUUAUUAGAAACAUACACAUUGAAACUCGAGGAACGAUAACAGGAUACACUCUACAACCAACCACUUCAGGAUCUUGCAUAUGCUGAUGACAUAGCACUUCUAGGGAAAAGUAUUAAAGACAUAUCAAAAUCCUUUUUUGAAUUAGAAGACGCAUCUCUACAAGCAGGGCUGGAAGUUAACAACCAAAAAACAAAAUACAUGACCAUGAUAAGAGAAGAACAAACAGAUGAAGCAAUUAAAAUUAGAAACCAGACUUUUGAAAAAGUAAAUCAAUUCAAAUACCUAGGAUCCUUGUGAAAUGAAAGAAACUAACAGAAAUAAAAGAAAGAAUAUCAGCCGGAAACAGGGCAUACUUCAGUAGUGAGAAAAUACUCAAAAGUAAAAACAUUACUAGAGAGACAAAGAAAACUAUUUAUAAAACUGUAAUCAGACCAGUUGUAACAUAUGCAAGUAAAACUUGGACCCUAACAAUAACAGCAGAAAACCUAUUAAACACAUGGGAGAGGAAAGUUCUCUGGAAAAUAUAUGGGCCAACAAAGGAUGAAUAUGGAUGGAGAAUACGAACCAACUAUGAAUUAUACAGUCUAUAUCAGGAUCACACGAUAGUAGCAGAAAUAAAAAGAGGCAGGCUACGCUUGGCAGGACACUUAGAGAGAGUGCCAAAUGACAGAGGAACGAAGAGGGUGCAUCACCAAUACCCCAGAGGAAAAAGGCUCAAAGGCAGACCUAGGCUUAGGUGGAUAGAUGAUGUGGAAAAUGAUCUUCAGCAGUUGAAAGUCCAAGCAUGGUCAUAGGUUCAAUCACUUAGGGUUUGCAGCCUCUUCAAUAAUAGCUGCCUGACAUUGCCGAUGAGUUCAUUUCACUCAAUAGUUAGAAUUCAAACUUUUUGCCUCACAAAUUUGAAACUGAUAUAAUAUAAGCCCUCCUGUCCUUUACAUAAAAUUUCUCGACAAAUAUUUCUUUUUUCCUAGAGAUGAGCUUGAACAGUUUGAAAGGGAGGGAACCCUGACCAAGCUAUGUGUUACUUUCUCCCGUGACCCACCUUUGACUACCUCGGAGCCAACAGUUAGGUAUGUCCAGGACAAGAUGCGUCUCAUGUCAACUGAACUUUGCCACCUUUUGGUUGACCAAGAGGCCUUGGUGUAUGUGUGUGGGGAUGCCAGGAACAUGGCUAAGGAUGUCAAUGAGGCAUUUAUGGAUAUCUUGCUGAGAGAGAAAGGUAAAUUUAUGAUUUUAAUAUUUUUUAAAUCAAACUUUUUUUACUGCAUUUUUUUAAAGCAACGAAAUAUUAAGAAGUAUAGGAAGCCACUCUCAAAUUCAGAUUUUAGUACUAGUACCACUCCCACACUUUGUAAUUAUAAGGUGCAAUUUAAAAAUAAAGACAUAAUUAAAUUGCUGGUACCAUAAAUCAUUUACCACAAUAUCUUUAUCUCAUGUCAUCACCAGCUUGCAAGAUUACCUACUUGUUAUUUUUUGAAUAUUUUUUCAGACAUGUCCAAGGAUGAUGCACACCUCUUCAUGAUGAAGAAAAGAAUUCACAAAACAUACUUUGAGGAUGUGUGGGUGUGAAGUGAAGAUGUGUAGAGAAGAUUUGUAUAAAAAAAAAAAAGGAUGUGUGGAAGGCCUUCCAACUGUCUUUACUCCAGAAGUUUAUGUUUUGUUUUUGUAAACACAUUACUUUUACGCCAACAUGCUGAUAUUAUGAAUCUUAUGAAUCAUUGUUUAAAAAAGUAAAAUAUAAAUACAUUUCCUAUGUUUCUAAAACUAAUGUUUAUGUAAAAUAAAACUGUCAAAUUUGUCAUUUUUUUCUAAAUGUAUGUUCACGUAAUCAGAUGCUGUAAAACGUCAUAUACCAUAGAACUUAUAUGUACUGAAAAAUACUAAUAUUUUGAUUAUGUUAAUGAAAUGUACAUACUGACUGCAAUGUUGGAAUCCUUUUUAAAAAAAAAACUAAUACUGAAGAAAUCAUAAGAUGCUGUUGUUUCUAGUAAGCAAGAUAUACAAUCAUUCAGUGACGAAUCCAUACAAACCUUUACAAGCAUGCUCUGUUCUCACCGACUUUGUAAAGAAAAAGUGAACAUCAAAAUGGAACUAUCUACAACCUUUUCAUUGUAUCUAUCUACUAGGUUUGCCCAAUAAAAGCUCAGAGAGACUAUUUUUAAAAGUAAUUUAUUAUAAUUGUACAUCAGUUUACUGAUUGAUAUGGUUUAAAAUAUAAUUUAUAAAAACAUAUUUUAAAAUCAAAACCUCAGAAAGAAGCUACAUUUUAAAAUUAAAUCUUUUGAAAACCAUUAUGAUCCCUAAGCUGCAAACACAAAAAAUAAAAUCCCCCAAAAAAUAAUUUGCUUUAAAAAGAAAAUAUUGAAAAAAAUAUAAUAGAAGGAAACACCCCCCCCCUCCCCCACGCCUCAACCUCUUUUCCAUAAAAAUAGAAAAAGAGAUGGAACCCAGCUGUGAUAAUACAGCAUUUUACAUGCAAAAAAAAAACACUUCUUUUUUAAAACCAAAGACUCGUCU